Messenger RNA from Nematostella vectensis (starlet sea anemone), 3846 nucleotides. RefSeq names its product ectonucleoside triphosphate diphosphohydrolase 8. The record is from RefSeq and is a predicted model, not a curated record. Gene Ontology annotation, cellular component: plasma membrane. Bases 1308 to 2912 code for a protein of 534 amino acids. Gene Ontology annotation, biological process: nucleoside diphosphate catabolic process. The transcript is spliced from 10 exons. Gene Ontology annotation, molecular function: UDP phosphatase activity; GDP phosphatase activity. Lineage: Eukaryota; Metazoa; Cnidaria; Anthozoa; Actiniaria; Edwardsiidae.
UUUCCUUCAAAGGUAUUUGCCGGGAACACAGAACAGUAUACGGUUGUGCAACAUUCUCUCCCGACGGCCUUCAAAGCACGAUACAUCAGGUUUUACCCACAGACGUGGUAUAGGAUAUUAUGCAUGAGAGUUGAGCUAUACCGUGAGGAACAGAAAUAGGACACAGUUUGUAGCAAUUGUACAGAACGUUACAAGAGGCAGAAGUUACUGUGGGGAAGCGCGAAGGGCUGUAUAAGAGCCCCAACCAGAACCCCUUAGUUUGUCUAGACUUCCUCGCAACAGGGCUCUCACGUUCUUAGAUUAUUUGUUUUGGUUCCAAAUCUCCCAGCACCUAGAGACGCAUGCUUAAGGGAAGAGGGGAGGGGGAUUUAAUAAUUGUAGAGUGGAUACACGUUCCCCCUGAGUCCAUCCCUGCCAGCGCUUUGUCUCUUUGGAGAAACACGGAAAGAGUUUUCGCACUCUUCUCAGCCCUCAAAAAAGGGCUCCCCAAUCGGUUAUCAAAUUAUUUGCUUGCACUUUUUAGUUUGAAAAACUAGAACUAGUUUGAAUACAUACAAUAGAAAAAAACAACAACAACAAAACAAAAAAAGGUUAUGAAAGUUUAAUGAGUGUGAAUAAGUGUGUAAGCAUUGUCACUGAAGUUCUGAAAUUCGCGAAACUUGCCAAAUUAACCUUUUUUUUUCGAUGCUUGCACUAUCCAUCUAUACAAAUUUCUGCCCUGAAGAAAUUUUGGCCGAAUACGAUCCAAUUUUUGUCUAUUACCCGAAAAGGCGUACCAUCAGGCGCGUACACAGGGGGGUGCGCGUGGCCCCCCCUCAACGGCCAAAAAUGGGUCAUUUCUUGUUAAGGAAUCUUAUAGUCACUUCUUGUGAAGGAAUCAAAUAGUGAUGCUUUUUUCCACAUGAUACCUAUGACAGCGUCCCCCCCUCAGCCAAUCCUCGCGAGCGUUCCGCCUUCUUUGGAGCGCCCGCAAAGGCUCCUGGGUUUCCUAGCAUGCGCGGAUGAGAAAACAUGUUGUUGGCUCUCAUUCAUACAACAAUUCUCUAGGAUGGCAUGCCAGAAACAAUAACUAAUUGAUGCAUUAGUGAGUUUAGGGGUGAAACGUAUUCGAUCGAUUGUGAAACAAGUAUUUGGGCUUCCUGUGUUUACCUAGUCCACCGAAGCGAGCCAUCGUACUGGAACGCCUGACAGCUUCAAUUUCUUCUUUUGCUUUUACAUCACACCAUCUGGUGUAUUUUGGUUUUGCGUUCAAAGAUAGUGGAUGAAAUGUCAGAAAACGUGUAUAACAGCUGACGAGGAAGGUAGAAAUGGCUGACAGUGAUGGUGAACGCGACGACGUCCCCCUAUUGGGGCCGCUACAACUGGAAGGAUGGAGGUCUCAGCUUCAGUUGAAAGACUAUGUUGCUGCUGUUGUUGCUGUUUGCAUGGUUGGGCUUGGAGUCACUGCUAUUGCCCUUGUUUACAACUAUCAAACAGAGAUCAUAGAUGAAUACAGCAUAGUCCUAGAUGCCGGGUCAACACACACAGAUCUUAUGGUUUACAAAUGGACCACAAAAGAUGUUCUUCAAGGGACAGCCCUUGUAAAGCAGAUUGGCUCUUGCAUGAGCACAGGGGGAAGCAUCUCUAGUUAUGCCUCAACAGACCCAAACAAAGCUGGUUCAUCUCUUGAGGGAUGCAUAAGAAAUACAGCAGAGAAGCUGAUUCCAACAUAUCUACAGGCCAAGUCCCCAAUAUACCUUGGGGCAACUGCAGGAAUGAGGCUUGUUCGAGAGACAGAUACAGAGGCUGCAGAUCAAAUUAUGAAGUCUGUCCAACACACCCUACAUGCCUCUCCCUUCAAAUUUCAAGAUGAACAAGCAAGAAUUAUUAGCGGAGAUGAAGAAGGACUGUCGUCUUGGGUGACAGUUAAUUACUUGAGAGGGGGUCUACUAUACAGAGGGAUUCUGUCGAACUCAAGUGUGCAGCCUACAGCCCACCUACAGGGUGCGCUAGACAUGGGUGGGGCAUCAACCCAAAUCACAUUCCCUCUUCACCCUGGUGUGACCGUCCCGCAAAAGUACACAAAAUAUCUUCACCUCUAUGGGCGUAGACAUCGUCUUUACACACAUAGCUACUUGUGUUAUGGCAAUAAAGAAGCAGAGCGGAGGUACAUGUUCUCCCUUUUAAAGAACUCCUCCAUGGCUGCAAUUGUUGAUAACCCAUGUGCUCCUGAAGGCCUUGUAGAAAAUCGCACAGUUCAGUAUCUGUUGCAACCACCAUGUGUAGAUUCACAUAUACCCUCAAGCAAUCAGACCUUUUACACAUUUAGAGGGACUGGAAAUGUCACAGAGUGUUCAAGCAAGGUGGCAAGGAUGUUCAAUUUUUCAAGUUGCUUUGGGUCAACCAACUGUUCAUUUGAUGGAGUGUUUCAACCUUCUACUGAAGAUACCAAGUUUGUGGCAUUUUCAAGUUACUACUACGUAGCUCACAGCUUGAACCUAACAUCAGCGAGUCCUUCUGGUAACAUCUCACUUGCAGGCCUCAAGAGAGCUGCUGAUAAAUUUUGCAGUGAGCCAUGGGCUGAGGUAGAUACUGGCAACUCUCCAAAGCAGUUCUUGAAAACCUUGUGCUUUGAUGCUCAAUAUAUAUUUACACUUCUAACCCAAGGCUAUCAUUUGAAUGAAAACUCAUCUGAUGUAUCAUUUCAAAACUCAAUCCACGGAAGGUCGUUAGGCUGGGCCCUGGGUUUCAUGAUCAAUGCAACAAAUCUACUCCCCAUAAAUGAACCAACCUAUCGAGUGCAGACAGAAGCUUUUAUGGCAGUAGUCAUAGUUGCUGCAAUUCUGAUCAGUUUAGGAGUUCUCCUUGCUAUCACGGCAACACGAAGGGCUGUCAAUCGCAAAAAGAUGUCCCCACGUGGCCUAGCAAUUUAAUUAACUUAAGUGAUUAGGAAAACUAGUAAAUUAAUAAUUGUGUCUUUGACAGCGGCAUGGCCAGGAUUUUUAACAGGAGGGGGCACAAAAGGGACUUUUACAGAUAAUGUCCCAUACAUUUACUGUAUUUUUAGCUGCUUAAACGGAGGGGUAGGGGGGAGGGCCCCCGGCUACGCCCCUGGGUUUUGUGAGGUUAUAUCUUUGUACAUCUUGAUAUAAAAAAAAAUUUUGUUUCAUAGAUUUUAUAUAGUGCAUCAUCAAUUUAUUACACCUUUUUAAUUGGAUGGAUUCCCAACGUAACCAACUUAUUAUAGCAGAAGGUUUUAUAGAAUAUCAUAAAAUAGCAUCAGAUAGUAAAAGGUGGAGAAAUAUUGUUCUAUGUAAGAACCAAGUAAGGUUAAUAUAUUUGAUAUAUUUAGCAUCAAAAUACUGUAGAAACAUCAUACACGGACAUUAAAAAAAAAUUAGAAAUUGGAGGAAGCCACACCCCUACUGAUCAUUUCCUUAAAAUUUGAGAAAAUGUGAAAUGGCCUCCUUGCCUGGGCCGUUAUAAGUGAUACAGCAUUGAUUAGGAACUGGUUUGUAGGCCAGUGGUGGCCUGUAUUUGCGACCUUGACUGGACUCUCAUCACAUAAUAGUUGUCUUUCAUUACAACUGUUUAUUUUUUUAUUGUAUAGGGUGAAAGCCCCUUAAUAAUUGUCUGCAGAGGACAUUUCACCCCCCUUGAAUUCCAAAUGGAGUCCCAGAUUUUUUUGGCAUAUGGCAUUUUUUCCCUCCAGUAAAUUAUGGCUAUGCACAAAUUUUGGGUUCAAACUUUAUUUCAUGAAUAUGCUGUAUCUGAUCACCAGUAAUCAUUAACCAUAAUUUAUAAAACUUCUUGUACUUACUUUAACUAGUUCUUUAUUUUACAAAAUGAAUACUAUCUACACCUGUA